GACAGUGUCUUUACAGUAUCUGACUGUAGAACAACAGAUAUAGAUAGAGUUCUGAAGAGUUUUAGGUCUACUGAUAUCAGUAUCAUUGAAAGAAAGUCUUUUUUUCUCUUAAUAAUCAAAAAAUAGUGGAUUCUAUCGUUUUAAAUAUUUUGAAUAGUGAUCGUGUACGCACACAAAUUGUUAAUGUGUUUCAAUAAAAAUCGAUUGACGUAAUCUAUACGACCGGAAGCGAAAAUAUAAAUACAAUUAAAAAAGAAUAUAAAAUCUGAACUGUAGACAAAGUAAUUUCUGUUCAUUGGCUUAAAUUCGGGAAUAAAUCAAAGGUUUUUUAAUAUAAAUUUGAUGAUCGUUGUAAAAACAUAAGCCCGUUGUGCUGCAGUUAAUUCAAAAAGUUCUAAAAUUUUAACUGAGAAAAUCAAUAAAUAUAAAAAAAAUAUAAAAAUCUUUUUUUCAAGACUAUUAAAUUUAUCGUCUGCGGGUUAUCAAAAGUGUAUGUUGCACUAAUCGACUAUUGCGAGAAUAUAUAUAUACAUGUGGAUAGAUAUUGAAGUAUAUUUAUACGUUUUAUUUCGUGAAAUACAGAUAGACUUGGAAUCGUGAUUCAGUUACAUAUAAAGCUGAAUAAAUUUAUUGAAUGACAUUCAAUUGAGAUUGUACGACAAUAGACAUUUCCUCAUUUCUUUUAAUAUCAAGUGGACGCGGUGUAUCUGCUAUUAAGUAACAAUUUAGAGUUAUCUGCUCUGAAGAUAAAAGACUAUUUUCCAGAAAUAAAAAAAAAAUCGAAUUAAAGGAUAACCCGAAGUAUUUAAAUUACGAAAAAGUGUAGAACGACAUAUGAAUAAAUUUGAUUGAACUCUGAAUCCUUGAUUUGACGCACGCUUUUAUCCAUUUUGAUUUUGAAUGUCCGAAUGUACAAGUUGUUUCGACGGUUUACUACGAUAAAAACUCUAGUUUCAAGUAAAUUACUAAUUGUUUUGGGGAUCAUUUCAAGUGGGAUUGAGUUGUUGUGUGAAUAAAUUAUCGUGAUUUUCAUAAAACAACUAAAGAAAUCAUCAAAUAUUACUAUCCAAGUUUUUGAGAGACUUAUGUCAGUUAUAAUUCAAAAAGAUUUGAAUUCUGACAAAAAUAUCUUUGCGUGUUCUGUAAAUCAUCAUCUAAGCAGUAAUAUAACGUAACACUUGUUUUAUCUGAAACAUUGAGAGGAAAUGAAAUCAAUGAUACUUGUGGGGUUGCUCCUUGUUCUCUCUAUAGGGGAACAUGAAGUGCAUAGUCGGGCCAUCGAUGACAUGGAUAAUUCGAUACAGGGCGCCGGCAAUGGAUUCGAGGUGACGAAUUGGGUUGAAAUGGCCGAAAAACCACCAGCAACUUACAAACAACAGCCUGGAGAGCCAAUUGAACUCGUAUGUGAAGUAUUAGGAUCGCCAACACCAUCUGUGCAAUGGAUUCAUGGUUCAAUGCCGCUUAAUGGGUUGAAUGAUUAUAAAACUAACAUCGUAAGCGAAGAUAACCCCGCGUCCAUCACACGAGUGCGAUCAGUAUUAUAUAUCCCACGUGCAAUUGCUGCAGAUACAACUUUCACGUGUGUUGGACAAUCAGGUGGCAAAACCGUUUUUGCAUCUACAUUAGUCAAACGUAGCAUUCCAGCCCUACUAGCUCCUUAUGAUGCUAUGGCUUCUGAGAAAAAAACCGUAAAGAUUACUCAUAGCUAUCUGAUUGCUUUUGACUUGAUUGGAUCUAACAUUGUGCUCCCAUGCCGAGCUUAUGGCCAUCCUCGUCCUGAAAUUUAUUGGACCGGCAAAAAUGGAGUGAUCAACGGACAGGAUCCAAGAAUGAAGGUGAUGCCAAGUGGCGAGCUGUUAAUAACUGACCUUAAAUGGGAGGAUAUGGGAAAUUACAAAUGCGUAGCCCAAAACUCCUAUGGAAACGACAGCGUAGAGACGUUCGUCUAUCCAGUACUUAAAGAAGAGUAAAAGAGCAACGUAUACGACUCUCAGUGGAGAUGCUUUCUUCAAUUAACUGCCUAGGCCUAAAGUACCAAAUAACAACACACAUAUAAACUCUAGUGCUAUCAAUCAACGAACAUCAGUGUUAACAUUGCUUUCCCUGGGACUUAUGCCAAUUCCAAAGAAGGAAUCUAAAAUACUUAGCAUUACUAUAA
This is a messenger RNA of Hermetia illucens (black soldier fly), 2158 nucleotides long. It is a transcript of the gene ImpL2, whose product is annotated as neural/ectodermal development factor IMP-L2. The record is from RefSeq and is a predicted model, not a curated record. Lineage: Eukaryota; Metazoa; Arthropoda; Insecta; Diptera; Stratiomyidae. The coding region runs from base 1206 to 1970 and encodes 254 amino acids. The transcript has 5 exons. Gene Ontology annotation, molecular function: cell-cell adhesion mediator activity. Gene Ontology annotation, biological process: axon guidance; dendrite self-avoidance; homophilic cell-cell adhesion. Gene Ontology annotation, cellular component: plasma membrane; axon.